AUGCUGGAGAAGGGGGCGGAGGGAGGUCGGAGGCUCCAGCCGCCCUCGACCGAUGCGCCCAUUCACCCUUACGUCACGCCUAAAGAAGCCGAGUCGUCGAGAGAAGAUUGGCAGUCCAUCCUCGGAUCCCUCUCCGCUCGGUUCCAGGAUCCUCUCGCUUCUCUCUCCAUCGCCUUUCGGCCCUACGUCCGAUACGGCACGACCAUCUUCGACGUCGAAUUCGCGGAGGGAUUCCAACUCUCCUCGGGAACAAGGGCGAUCGUCCGGAAGACAGGGUCCCUAGAUGUCAGCUUUCCUGGUCUAUUUCGCUACGUCCUCUCCCCCGAAUCCCCCGAGGAGUUGAAGGCGAAGACCGGGACCCACGGCCCCAGGCUUCCUCCCUCGGGGAGAAACCCAUCCUCGUCACUCCUCCUCUCGAGGCUCUUCGCCACGGAGGGCGGAAGUGCUUCGGUGGGAGGGGCCGAGGAUGCCUUGCGAUCGCCGCAGUUGUUUACCUUCGUUCCAAUAUAA
Messenger RNA from Darwinula stevensoni, 510 nucleotides. NCBI's taxonomy places the organism in Eukaryota, Metazoa, Arthropoda, Ostracoda, Podocopida, Darwinulidae. The record is from the annotation of a GenBank genome assembly.